Molecule: messenger RNA, 5040 nt
Organism: Hemiscyllium ocellatum (epaulette shark)
Lineage: Eukaryota; Metazoa; Chordata; Chondrichthyes; Orectolobiformes; Hemiscylliidae
Product: probable E3 ubiquitin-protein ligase HERC3
Exons: 25
Coding region: 192-3287 (1031 amino acids)
Biological process (GO): ubiquitin-dependent protein catabolic process; protein ubiquitination
Molecular function (GO): ubiquitin protein ligase activity
Source: RefSeq, a predicted model, not a curated record
GCAAAUAUGUUUUCUUGCAUAAGUGGGAGAGACAGUUUGUCUAAGUUUAAACGAACAUUGCAGCAGAUCCGGGAAAAGGAGUAUUUUAUAUCUGACUUUCUGAGUUGUAAUUGUUUUAUUUUCCUCUCUCUCGGUUUCCCUGGUGAUUGAAGGAGGAAUAAUAAAGCGAGCAGAGAGAGAGAGAGAGAAGGAUGUUGUGUUGGGGAGAGUUGACCUCAGGGAGCGGACAGAAUCCCUGCUCCCAGUCAGAGGAGAUUCUCAAAGGAGAGAGGGUUCAACAUGUUUGCAGCCGGGAAGGAGUCACUGUGUUUGUGUUGGAAAACGGGAAAGUUUAUACCAGAGUCCGCGGAUGGAAGCGAAAAUCAAAACCUGGACAAUUUACUCACUUCAAGGAGCAGAAAAUUGACAUUGCGGAGAGUGGAAUAUCCCACAUCCUCUUCCUUUCUAAAACAGGAAUCGUUUUUCAGAGUGAAGUUAAAUCGAAGGAAACAGCAGCUAAAGUAAAAGAAUUCUCCAUGAUGAAACCACAAGUGCUUAAGAGUUUGAGUGAUACCCACAUCAUUCAGGUGGCUUGUGGAAACAAUCACUCACUGACACUGUCCAAAAAUGGCCAACUCUUUGCCUGGGGACAGAACACUUAUGGCCAACUUGGUCAUGGUACAAAAGAUGUCUCCCAGCACAGUCCUCAGAGUGUGAUAUCCCUCACCGGGAUGCCAGUGGCACAGAUCGCUGCAGGAGGAGAACACAGCUUCGCCCUGUCUCUCUCUGGGACGGUGUUUGGAUGGGGGAGAAAUAAUCAUGGACAGCUAGGACUCAAGGACACAGAGGACAGACUUGAGCCCAACCAUGUGACACUGUUGAAGGGUAAGAGGACCAUCUAUAUCGCCUGUGGAGAAGAACACACUGCUGUCCUGACAAAGGAUGGACUUGUUUACACCUUUGGAGCUGGGAGUUAUGGACAACUUGGACACAACUCCACAAAGGAUGAGAUUAAACCUCAUCUGGUUGGUUACCUGUUUGGAAGUAAAGUUUCUCAGAUAGCAUGUGGAAGCUAUCAUACACUUGUUUUUGUUCCAUCGUGUGGCAAAAUCUACUCUUUUGGUCGUGGAGAGGAAGGGCAAUUGGGAAACAAAGAGACCAGAGAUCAGUUGGUGCCUCUUUCCAUUAACAUAACGGACAUAUUUGCCUAUAAUGGAUAUGAAGAUGGACAUGGAGCAAAACUAGCUGUGAAAAGAAUUUUUGCAGGAGGCCACCAAAGCUUUGCAGAGUGCUGUGAUGAAAUGGAUUUGUUGCCCUGUGUCAAUCAAUCUUUCAAUACUUUGAGGAGAAUCGUGACAGUAGACCAGUUACUGGAGCAAGAAUUGGACAAAAACACAAGAAAGGGAAUUGUUCGGGCAUUUUCUUCAUCUCAAACUCUGUGUGGAAGUUUCCUUGAUGUCAACAAAGAUGGCCAUUUCAAAACAAAUGGGGAAACAUCUGGUCUGAAUCUGUCUGCAGCAUAUCUGGGCUUUGUGAUGUUAGCAAAAAACUCCUCAGUUUUGCAGCAGGUGAAGACUGCAGUCCAGCAUCACCUGAUCCCAUCAUUACCUCGAUCUCCGACCUGUGUGGAAACACUGCGAGUUUACAUUAUAAUACCAGAGCUCAUUGCUGUCCUGGGAGAGUCAAGGGACUCAGCAACGCUGCUCGAAUCUUUAAGCAGAUCCAUUCUCUCACUUGAAGACAGUUAUUUUAAAAUUCUUGAACGUUGGUGGUGUAAGAUGCCUUAUUAUUUCUUCUUGCGCCUUGUGAGGAUGUAUCAGAAAGAAUCACAUCGCCUUCUUCAACUCACAAUGACAGGCGCCUCACAAUGCAAUCCCCAACUACACAAUUCAUUAAAAAUCUUACAAACACUCUACCAGGUAAACUUCUGCAGACAUCACACAAUUCAAGAAAGAAAUUUCUGCAUUCCAGUAAUGAAAGUGAUUAAAGAUUCUUUAACGGCUUUUGCUGCGCAAUGCUUCCCCAAAGCUCCUCGAGCAGUGAUGGAUCCGUUCGUAAAUAAUGCAAUGAGAGGCUGUUAUAUGCCUUUUGAACCAGAAUAUGAACAGUUUAAACAAUAUCUCUCAGUACUCUGCAAGAUCAAAGAAGAAUUAAUUCCAUUUCGCUGCAUCUUUGAUAUGGAAACAAAGCUUAAAUUAUGGAAAAUGGAAUCCCAGAUGCUGCAGAAACAAGCCUUUAUAUCUGAGCCAAUAUUAUCGCUGGAGGUUUCCAGAGAUGCAGUUCUCCGAGAUGUCCUGGACAAUUUAAGGUCCCAAGGAACAGGGGAUCAAUAUGCUGCAUUCCAGGUUGAAUUUACAGGGGAAGACAGUUUUGGUUAUGGGGUGACGCAGGAAUUCUUCACCCUUCUUGGUCGAGAACUACAUAGCAAUGGGCAGAUAUUUCAGCAACACGAAGAAUCGGGGCUGCUUUGGUUUCCCAGCCGGGAACCAGAGAUGGAUGAUGCAUUUUAUCUGCUGGGAAUUCUCUGCCGAUUUGUUGUGUCCAAUGGUUUCAUUUGCAAUUUUCACUUCCCGUUGGCUUUGUACAAAAAGCUGCUUCACGUGCCGCCAACAUUGGACGAUUUGAAGGAACUCUCGCCAACAGAAGGAAAAUCACUCCAGGAUGUCCUUGACUAUGAGUAUGAUGAUAUUGAAGAGACAUUUUAUCUGGAUUUUACAAUUCCCAUAGAAACAGCUGAUGGGAUGACAGCUAGGAAGGAACUCAUACCUAAUGGUAACAACACACCAGUUCAAAAGCAUAAUAGAAAACAGUUUGUUGAUGCCUAUGUGGAUUAUAGGCUUAACACAACUGUAGAGCAAGAAUUUGAAGCCUUUUCACGAGGUUUCAGGAGCCGUUAUUCACUGCCAGUUGUGGACAUAUUCCUACCUGAAGAACUAAGGGAUGUUAUCCAGGGGAACACCAAGUACGAGUGGGAGCUGCUGGAACAGAAUGCAAUUUAUGAUGGAUAUGCACGAACUGAUGCAAUAGUCAGGAAUUUUUGGGAAGUGUUUGAAAACCUGUCUGAGGAUAUGAAGAAACAAUUUCUUGCCUUCCUGACCGGAAGUGACAGAAUCCCAGUGGGAGGGAUUGGUAAUCUCAGAAUUCAGAUUAUUAACAACAGGAGUGAAGAACCAGAUUCCACAUAUCCAUGUGCCUAUACUUGUACUAGGACCCUGGACCUUCCCAACUAUAGCAGCAUCGAAAUACUCAGAGAGAAGUUACUUCAUGCAAUGAAAUUUGGUGAAGAAUUCACGAUAAUAUGGGACUAAUGUUUGCAGCUGGAGGCUAUUUUUAUGUAAUCUGAGAAAUAUUGACUGAGGCCUUUUAUGGACAAAAGUAAAUUGCAUCACAGUGUUUAUUUCAUUCCCAUGAUAGCAAACAUCUUACGGUGUCACAACCUGCUGGUUCACUUCAGGGAAAAGUUAAAGAACCAUCUGUAUUUCUGUGAGUCUGCAGGCAUGUAUAGAUUUCGUAAGAACAGCAGAUAUUAGUGAGUUUGUUGGGUUUUUGUAACAUUUUGGUCGUUUCAUAGUCAUAAAAUCAUGGAAUUUUCCAAUACAGAUGGAAGCCAUUUGGCACAUCAUGUCUGUACUGGCUCCCAAAAGAGCUACCCAGCCAGUCCCAUUCUCCAUCCCUCUAAAUUCUGAAGCCCUCUAAAUUCAUCACUUGUAAAUAUAUAUCAAGCUGUCUUGUGGAAUCUCCUAAGGGGAUCAACCUCCACCGCUCUCCCAAGUGGCGUAUUUCAAAUCAGAACAACUCUCCCCUGAAUAAAGAAAGUUUCUCUUCAUCUCACUCUUAGCUCUCUUACUGACAGUCUUGAAAUUGUGAUACCUAGUUACUGACAUACCAACUAGUAGAAACAGAAUAUCCUUCUCUACCUGUCAAAAUUGUUCAUAGUUUUGAACAUUUCAAUAAGGUCACCUCAAACUUUUCUGCUUCAAGAAGAAUAAGCCCAAUUUCACAAAUUUUUAAUUGUAUCUAAAAUACCUCAUUCCUGGUAUCAUUCUAGUAAAAUUCCUUUUCACUACCUCCUGGGCUUUAACAUCCUUCCAAUAUGUUGCCCAGAAACUGAAUGCACUACCCCAAAUCUGGUCUGACCAAUGACUUGUAUAGGUGUAGCAUCACUUCCUGUUUCAUAAUCUAUGCCUCUAUUUAUAAACCCAAGGAUCCUAUAACCUUUCUUAAAAACUGUUUCAACUUGCCUGGCCACCUCAAGAGAACCAUGCAUGUGAAUUCUAAGGACCUUCUAAUUCUGUACUCCCCUUAAAGUUGUGCCAUUUGAACCUGUAAAGUCCUGUUCCUUCUACCAAAAUGCUUCACCUCACAUUUCUCUGCAUUGAAAUUCAUCUGACAAAUGUCUGUCCCUUAGCAUCAUCCUCACAACUUAUUAUUCUCCCCAUCUUAGUAUCAUCUGCAAAUUUAGAGAUUUUGCCCUCAACACCUAUCGCCAUAUCCUUGACAGAAAUCAGAAAAGUAAGAGGCCCAACACUGAUCUCUGGGGAACACCACUUUCAACUCAUCUCCUGUCUGAGAAAUGCCUAUCUAUCCUUACCCUCUGUUUCCUAUCUUUUUGCUAACUUCUAAUCCAUGCUACCUAGGAUGCAUCAAUCCUAGUUGUCACCAGUAGUAAUACUAGCAUUAGCAAUAGCGCAUAAAUUAAUUAAAUGAAUUUAAUUUCCCCAGAUGCCAUAGUAUGAUUUAUAUUCAUGUGCAACUAAGUUUGUAAACCAGUUGUAACUACUCUUCUUCCACACUUCACAGUCUACAAUGUAUAACAUCUUGUCAUAAGGAAAUGUCCUUAAAAUUAAAUCCUUUCAAAGAAUGGGGGAGAUCACAUGCUUUUAGCAGGGACAGAUUGAAAGAUGCUUUGAAUGUUACUGACAUGACAAGUGUUUAAUCCUAGCUUGAUUUUUGUUUUAAGAAAAAGGACUAUCAUGCCAAUUAGCACAGUAUCUGGAACAAUAUAUAGUUUCUUCAGAUAAAUUUAAGUGGAUCUGUUCUAAUUUCAAAUGCAACCAAGUC